This is a messenger RNA of Haemonchus placei, 429 nucleotides long. NCBI's taxonomy places the organism in Eukaryota, Metazoa, Nematoda, Chromadorea, Rhabditida, Trichostrongylidae. The record is from the annotation of a GenBank genome assembly.
AUGCCGUUCCGCCAAAAAUCGGCCGGUCUGGUGUCGAAGAAGUUGUUGAGCUUUGAGAUCCUCUUUGCCUUUGAAGGGCAAGCUGCGGAAUUGGAGAAAGAUGAUGGCGAGAACGGUCUUCUUGGAAAAGUCACUAUUAGAGAACAGGGUUUCCGAUACCUGAGCGGUGGCGUUGAUGGUGGCGUUGAUCAGGCUGUAAAAGCUCAAAUAAAUGCGGCUGAUGAUGAGAGAGCAGCUCCAGUGACGGAACGGCCACGUACACAGGCCGUAGAAUCGUAUAGGACAGGCAAUGAAACUCGAGGCUCAAUAGCAUCGACCACGAGGAGCACCCCAAAAAAAGUGGCGAGGCGAGACGUUAUGGGUAAGGGUCUCGCCAAAACUGGAGUAACGGCAGAAGAUGUCGUAGUCGUAGCAAAAGCGAAAUGUUAG